CGUGCGCGGGAGCGGUGCCGUGAUGGCGGCGCUGCUGGAGCACGAGAGCCAGAUCUUCCUGGAGCUGUUCCACCGCGACGGGCUCGCCGUGUGCGCCCGCGGGCUCGGCAUCGACCGCCUGCUGCUGCGCUUCCUGCGCCUCUACUGCGAGCCCGCCAGCCUCGUGCUCGUGCUCAACACCAGCCCCGCCGAGGAGGAGUAUUUUAUUGAUCAGCUGAGGUCAGAUGGAGUUGUUCAUCUCCCUCGGCGCGUUACCAAUGAAAUCGCAAAUAAUACUCGAUAUGAGUUUUACACACAAGGAGGAGUCAUCUUUGCAACAAGUCGGAUCCUUGUGGUAGAUUUCCUUACUGACAGAAUUCCUGCCAAUCUCAUUACCGGCAUUUUGGUGUACAAAGCACACAGAAUCAUUGAGUCCUGUCAGGAAGCGUUUAUCUUGCGACUUUACCGCCAGAAGAACAAGCAAGGCUUCAUUAAAGCUUUUACAGAUAAUGCAGUUGCAUUUAACACUGGCUUUUGUCAUGUGGAAAGAGUGAUGAAAAAUCUUUUUGUCGGGAAGCUUUAUCUGUGGCCAAGAUUUCAUAUAGCAGUGCACUCAUUUUUAGAGAAGCAUAAACCUGAAGUGGUGGAAAUACACGUGGCAAUGACCCCUGCUAUGCUUGCUAUCCAGACUGCAAUCCUGGACAUUCUGAACGCAUGUCUGAGGGAACUCAAACGUUAUAAUCCAGCUCUUGAAGUAGAAGAUCUAUCAUUAGAGAAUGCUAUUGCUAAACCUUUUGACAAGACAAUACGUCACUAUUUAGAUCCUCUCUGGCAUCAGCUUGGAGCUAAGACAAAGUCUUUGGUCCAGGAUUUGAAGAUCCUCCGUACUUUGCUACUGUAUCUAACCCAGUAUGAUUGUGUCACUUUCCUUAAUCUCCUGGAGUCACUGAAAGCAAGUGAAAAAGCUUUUGGUGAGAAUUCAGGCUGGCUAUUCCUUGACUCCAGUACUUCAAUGUUUGUGAAUGCUCGAGCUCGAGUUUAUCGCACUGCAGAUGAGAAACUGAAUCAGAAAGGCAAAUGCUCUGAAAAACGUGAUGUAAAAAAGGAAAAUGAACUGAAAAGGGAAUUGGUUCUAGAAAGUAACCCCAAAUGGGAAGCUUUGAGAGAAGUACUGAAAGAGAUUGAAAAUGAGAAUAAGAACAGUGACAACCUUGGUGGUCCAGGGCAAGUGCUCAUUUGUGCCAGCGAUGAUCGAGCCUGUGCACAGCUCAGGGAGUAUAUUAUUGCUGGAGCAGAAGCUUUUUUAACAAGACUGUAUAACAAAACCUUCGGAAAGGAGGAGAAAGCUGGAGAAGUGUGGAUUAAGGACAGAAAAGCCAUCAAGUCCAAAGGAAAUGCCAAACCUGACACAGGGCCUCAAGCCAAGAAAGCCAAACUCACAACUUCUUCAAAACAAAAUAAACACAAGAAGCAGCAAGACCGGACUAUAAUUGAAAUGAUAGGGAAAACGGAGGAGGAAAAGAGAGAGGAGGUUGAGGUGGAAGACAACCAAGAAUUAAGUAGUAGCCAAGAAGCCAACACUGAAGAGACCAUUCCUGAAGAUUUUGAUGUGAACUUGCCCUCAGAUUGUUACUAUGGGAUUUUCAAGGACCCACUGACGAUUAUCCACCCGCUGCAGGGGUGUGGGGAUCCCUACGCGCUCACUCGGGUGCUGCACGAAGUAGAACCCAGAUAUGUUGUGUUAUAUGAUGCAGAACUCACUUUUGUUCGGCAGCUGGAAAUCUACAAGGCAAGCAGGCCUGGAAAGCCUUUGAGAGUUUAUUUCCUCAUAUAUGGGGGCUCCACGGAAGAGCAGCGCUACCUCACAGCUCUGAGGAAGGAGAAGGAGGCCUUUGAGAAACUUAUUCGAGAGAAGGCCAGCAUGGUUGUUCCUGAAGAAAGAGAAGGACGAGAUGAAACAAACAUAGACCUCCUCAGAGACGCUAGACCUGCCUCUGUCUCUGCUGACACACGCAAAGCAGGUGGACAGGAACAGAAGGGUGUUCAGCAAGCCGUAAUCGUGGAUAUGCGGGAAUUCCGUAGUGAGCUUCCAUCACUGAUCCAUCGCCGUGGGAUCGACAUUGAGCCUGUGACUUUGGAAGUUGGGGAUUAUAUUCUAACUCCUGACAUCUGUGUGGAGCGGAAGAGUAUCAGCGAUCUGAUUGGUUCCUUAAACAACGGCAGGCUGUAUGCACAGUGCGUUUCCAUGUGCCGCUACUACAAGCGGCCAGUUCUCCUCAUUGAAUUUGAUCCUAACAAAUCCUUCUCCUUGAUCCCACGAGGCUCUUUACAGCCGGAAAUUUCCAGCAAUGAUGUUACUUCUAAACUAACCCUUCUUACACUGCACUUCCCAAAGUUACGAAUCCUGUGGUGUCCCUCUCCCCACACUACUGCUGAACUGUUUGAAGAGUUGAAACAAAACCAACCCCAACCCGAUGCAGAAACAGCGAUGGCUGUCACCGCAGAUUCCGAAAUUCUCCCUGAGUCAGACAAGUACAACCCUGGGCCUCAGGACUUCCUGUUAAAAAUGCCAGGGGUUAAUGCAAAAAACUGCCGUGCCCUAAUGACCCACGUUAAAAGCAUUGCAGAGCUGGUGACACUGUCCAAGGACGAGCUCUCCAAGAUUUUGGGUAAUGCUGCCAAUGCUACACAACUCUUUGACUUUAUUCACCUGACCUAUGCAGAGGCACUAGCGAAAGGAAAAAGCAAAAGAUGACUCAUGAGAUUGUUCAAUACAGAGCACAGAUAAGCUUUUCUGGCACAGUACUUUGGCAAAUACAUGAAAUAUUUUAAUAAAUGCCCCCUCUAAGAUAACCAGCUGUUUCUUGCUAAUGCUGUUCCAUCAGUUUUAACAUGUGAGUUAAUUAUUACUGAAGGCAAGUUUCAAGAGGAAAAAAUAUUUUUAAUAGAGAAAUGUGAAUUAUUUUUAUUCUUUUUAAAGCACUUUAACCAGUUCUGUAACACCACUGAAUUAACGGAAUGAAGUUUUUCACCAAGACCAUAAGAAUUAAGUGCUAAGAUUAACUGAUAAAGGUGUUUUCUUGUGAAAGUUAUGAUGUCUUGUUCAAGCUAAAGAUGUGCUGUGUUCUGAUUAGUCUGUGUGACCUGCUGCAUGAUACAACACUGCUUUUGCUAUUUUUAAUGUCUCAAGCUCUGGCAACUUCCAGUUUUCGAUUGACAGUGAUGGAGCUAUUUGAAACACAUCGUGGUCUUUACUCAGGAGUUUGUUUACAAUAUACUUGGGCUGAAUCCUGAGUUUUAGAGCAUGACCAUAAGUCUUUGUCACAUUAAAAUACAUUCUUAUGCUAUGCUCUACAUUAUGCUUGCUUACCUUACUGCCCAUUAUACUUUUUGCCAUUCCAAAGCCAGUACAGCUCAGUGUUGCUAAAUUUUGCAAAGUGCUUUCCUUUGGUCUGACUGGAUAGAGAUUCUGUGGUGCCACAAUGCAACUUAAUUUUGAGUGUGCCUUACUUAUACUUUUAAGAGGCUUUGUUUUUUUACUCAGUUUUGAUAGCUCUUUCACAUCUUUCACUGGAAAGUGAAAAAUCUGGGCAUACCAUUGGCACUGUUCCUUUAUACCAAAGAAUAUUUCCUUUUGUAAAAUGCAGUAGUUUUCUAAGCAAGGUUUUCCAAAGGUGUUGAAAGUUCUUCCAGUAUUGGCUUCUUUUGUGUCCUAUUGCACUUGCAUUUUUGUGUCUCAAAUCAACUGUCUGUCAAUAAACUCAGUAAAGCCAGUGUCACGUAGAAGAUAAUAUUUGUAGCAUUUUGUGUGGCAAAAAGAGGGAGAAGUUUGUGAAUGUGUGUAUUGUUAAAUUAUAUAUUCUACAUUGAACUUUGAUACAACUGUGUAACAAACUGCCAUUGCCAACAAAAGGGUUGGUCCAGUGUCAUUCCAUGCUAAUGUAUUUACAUUUGCUAUUUACAAAACCUUUAUCUGUGACUUGCACAUGUGUUUGUACAAUUCUAAUGGGAACAACUGAUCAAAAGUAUCUCCUUCAUGAAAGGAGAAAAUAUUUUUUGUGUCCAGUUUUGGUAAAAACUGUACUGUGCACUUUCAGGUAUAAUGUUUAUUGUGCAUUUUAAGUGUGAAUUAUGAAUUGUUAACUUUAUUCUAUGGCAGAGCCGUGACAAAUUUCCAAGGGAACAUUUUGCUGCAGAUGCAAAUUUUAGUAUUAAAUACACCCAUAAUGAAAUUGAAAUUUGUUAUUUAUCUUGUUUUUCAUUUGGCUGUAUUGAUAUAGGAACAUCUUUCUUUUUAGUGUGUGGUUUACAAUCCAGAUCGUAGGGUUUCUAUUGCCCUAGAUUCUGAUUUAUGUAAUAUGAAAAGAAGUUUUUCCAUGAGACUUUUGCUUAUUCAAACUAAUGUUCACAGAUAUGCUUAGGGUUGAGAAUGCCUGCAACGUGGUGCUAAGAGAACUGAAAAUCAGAGUAAGAUCAUAACUGUCCUGAGUGCAUGGCCUGUAGAGCCUGAUUCAGAAAAGGGGAGCUGACCAGCCUUUGAGAACAAGCAUUGUUUGUGCAGUUGCAUCAUUAGGGUGUUCCAUGAACUGUGAGUCUGGGGUUUUUCACAGAUGCUGCCUCAGCUCUGUCAGUAAGGUUUGGGGUUUUUGCAUUGAUGUGUAUGGGGUGAAAAUGAAGGGUAUAGUAAGAGGUGAUAAAGUUGUAACUUUGUAUUGUGUGCUAGGUCAAAGUUAAAUAAUGCAAUUAAAUAAUUAUUUGCUAAAUAUUUGGAUGAAAUUGCCUUUUGCUUAUAUGUGUGGAAUUUUUGUAAAGCAUUUCCUUUUGCUUUCUCUAUGCAGGAUUUGCCUUUUUCUCUGAAACAGCCACAAGUAACAUUGUUGCAUGUUAUUAUUGCUCCUGUACUUUGGCAUUUCACUGUAUUAGGUUCGAUUGCCAGUUGGAGCUGUGUCCUCCUGGGACAGCAGGUAUGGAUUUUCUCCCAGGUGGAAGAGGUCCUGUGUCCUGAAACCACUUCUCCCUGAAAUACCCAAGCCAAAGGCUCUUCUUGAACGCAAUCACAACACAAAGUUGGGUGAACAAUGAAAAUCCUGGCUUUGGGGUGUUCUUUAGCUCUCUUUCAUCAACAGUCAUGGAAUCUUGUCAUUGCUGAUGUUUUAAAUUCAUGCUUUUUUUAUUUUAAAAAGUAAACACAAACACCCCCUGCCUUCACUUUGGGAGUGUCUCAGCUUCUUCCUUAUCCCAAACCAAGACUUCACAUUGCCAGGUCCCUCAAUAGCUGAAGCCCCGCUGUGUGGGGUUCACAUGCUAUAGAGAAGUUGCCAAGUUGCUCCUUUCUGCAGCUUCUGGGCUUUGAUCACACAAGAGUUCUUCUAGAAUAACCACAUAACCUCUUAGGAGUAAAUGCAGCUUAUAUUAGCAAAUAUAUUUAGCACAGGAUAGAUGAAGCUGUAGUCCCUGUGUUUAAGUUACCUGGAUACUAUUCCUGCUCGUGGGGACACUUGCAGUUCCGAGCUACAGCUGCAAAAGGAGGCUUUGCUGGCAGUAUUGUCACUGUGCAGUCCCUAACCAGAGCAAACUUUACCUGCAAAAUUACUUCUGCAUGAGCAUGUAAAGUAGGGCUUUUUUGGUAGCAGCUAGAUUGAUUGCUUUCAAAACUUAAAUGUAAGCUAGUUGACCAGAAAUCCACACAGUUUAUAAAAUAUGUAGCUAUGUUGUUAAAAACAGUGACUCUUUUGGGAAGUGGAAAAGUUUAAGUGUGAGGAUUGUUGUGAUUGUGAUUUCUCAUUUGCAGAGUGAUAGUACAACCACAAAUAACUUCAUUUUUAAGAAUUAAAAUAUUUGUCUCUAAAGCUUUCCUUAGUCAGGAUUCCAAUUCCAACUGCAGAAUAGAAUCCAAAACCAAACAUCUGCCAAAAAAUAAUUAUUAAAUGGAUACAUUACUUAUAUGCCAAACAGCAUUAAGAAUGUAACU
This is a messenger RNA of Corvus hawaiiensis (hawaiian crow), 5950 nucleotides long. It is a transcript of the gene ERCC4, whose product is annotated as ERCC excision repair 4, endonuclease catalytic subunit. NCBI's taxonomy places the organism in Eukaryota, Metazoa, Chordata, Aves, Passeriformes, Corvidae. Gene Ontology annotation, cellular component: nucleotide-excision repair factor 1 complex. The coding region runs from base 23 to 2734 and encodes 903 amino acids. The transcript is spliced from 11 exons. Gene Ontology annotation, molecular function: single-stranded DNA binding; single-stranded DNA endonuclease activity; damaged DNA binding. The record is from RefSeq and is a predicted model, not a curated record. Gene Ontology annotation, biological process: nucleotide-excision repair involved in interstrand cross-link repair; double-strand break repair via homologous recombination; resolution of meiotic recombination intermediates.